GUGAUGAUAAAAGAGGUAUUAUAAAAUAUUUUCCUAAAAGGAGGACACUUCUUUCCAGAUCAUUGGCUGUGUGGGCGAAGGUGGCCUGAACUAGGGGUUCUGUGUUGAGAUGCUUCAAAGCCUUGUUAAAAAUAUUUGGGUCCCAUUGAAGUCCUACUAUACCCAAGUUUGCCAGAUUUGGGUAGGAAUGGGGUUGAUAGACUUCAUCAUUUAUGAAAUCAGGAGUGCUGAUAAAAGAAGUAAAGCCUUAAAAGCUUUGAAUCCUGCACCUGUUCAUGGUCACCAUUAACCAGCUUUACUUGGAGUACGCAUCAGAUGGCACAUUAGUCUGGCUAUAAAUCUCAGAAGCUCUGUUAGAUGGGAACAUGGAGUAUUGCUAUACACUUGUAGAUGUGUUGUUUCCUUUGUGGUGCAAAUAAAUAUAACCAUGAGGUGCAAAAAAAUAAACUAAAAAACAAAAGGGGGAUACUUGGCCUUGGUAAGGUUGAAAACCGCUCUGAGUUUACUAUACUACAAGAGAAUAGCCACAGCCUAAAUAAGAUAAUGCAUAUGAAAAUCACCUCGCAUAGUACUAGACAUAAAGGUGAGGUCCAGCAAAUGUUUAUUUCAGUUCAUAAGUCAUUUAAAAGAUCCUUUAGACCCUUGCUAAUAGAAAUAGAGUCUGUGGACCAGCAGCAUUAGCAACAUCUGGCAGUUGUUACAAAUGCAGAAUUUUAGGCCAGACAUGAUGAAUUCGAAUCUGCAUUUUAACAAGUUUUUUGGGGAAUUCUUGUGCAUGUUGAAGCCUUAUAAACAUUGCCCACAGUUUGAAAAGUAUCAGUGCAAUGCA
This is a messenger RNA of Mustela lutreola (European mink), 829 nucleotides long. RefSeq names its product ATP synthase subunit ATP5MJ, mitochondrial-like. NCBI's taxonomy places the organism in Eukaryota, Metazoa, Chordata, Mammalia, Carnivora, Mustelidae. The transcript has a single exon. Gene Ontology annotation, cellular component: mitochondrion. The record is from RefSeq and is a predicted model, not a curated record. The coding region runs from base 110 to 289 and encodes 59 amino acids.